This is a messenger RNA of Orycteropus afer afer, 951 nucleotides long. Lineage: Eukaryota; Metazoa; Chordata; Mammalia; Tubulidentata; Orycteropodidae. The record is from RefSeq and is a predicted model, not a curated record.
AUGGGCAACCUCACUGUAGUCACAGAAUUCCUCCUAUUGGAUUUCUCAAGCUCUCGGGAGCUUCAAGUGUUACAAGGUCUGCUAUUCUUACUGAUUUAUCUGGGAGCUGUUACUGGAAAUCUUCUGACCAUUACCGUCAUAGUGACAGACCCACAUCUUCACUUCCCAAUGUAUUUCUUUAUAGCCAAUUUAUCCCUCAUAGAUUUUUGCUAUAUCUCAGUUACUGUUCCAAAAUCUAUAGUGAAUUCCUUAACAGGAAUGAAGUUGAUUUCUCUCCCAGCCUGUGCUGCUCAGAUUUUCCUACUUAUCCUCUUUGGAUUCACGGAGUUGGCCUUCCUUAUUGUGAUGUCCUAUGAUCGUUAUGUUGCCAUCUGUCACCCCCUGCACUAUGGGCUCAUUGUCACCCCACAUAUGUGUGCACAGGCAGCAGGGGGGUCCUGGGCCAGUGGGAUGAUCUAUUCUUCUAUCCACACAGGCACCAUGUUCAUUUUUCCCUUCACAGGUUCCAAUGAGAUUCACCAGUUUUUCUGUGAUAUUCCUCAAAUUUUGAGUAUUUCAUCUUCAGAUGUGAGGUUUUAUGAGUCUGUUCUCAUUAUUGGAAGUUCUAUCAUAGUCAUAAUAUGUUUUCUCAUUUUGUUGACAUCAUAUGUUAAUAUAUUCUCAACAGUGCUUAGGAUGCAUUCUGUAGAAGCCCGUAACAAAGCCUUAUCCACCUGUACCCCACAGCUGGCAAUACUGCUUUUGUUUCUUAUUUCUGCAAUAACUUCUUCUGUAGGCCCCAUCUCAAAUAAAUCAUCUCUUAAAAGUCUUCUCAUAGCCAUGUUCUACUCUAUGAUACCUCCAUUCAUAAACCCCAUAAUCUUUAGUCUACGGAACAGAGAGAUCAACAUUGCUCUAGGCAGAAUAUUCAACAGAUAUUUUGAGUUUUCAAGCAGAAUUUUUUUUAUUUAA